AUGGGCUUACAGGUCAUUGAACAUGCUCCGGAAAGCGAUGCAACCCUGACAUUGGUGGUGAUUCGGUCGAAAUUGCUGCAGCCUGGAUCCAUCGUGCUUGUGGAUGGAAAGGGGCUGACGAUUGGGAGAGAAUCCUCGGAGUUCGAUCGCCGUCUGGUUCUCAAUGAGCUUAGUGUCAGCAGAGUGCAUUGUUCUCUGCGGACUCGCCGCGAACCUACCCCACCGCCGAAACAACGCCUUGCGGACUACUUCUUCGUUACGGAUGUUGGAUCCACGCAUGGAACCACGCUCAACAACGUGCGGCUGAGCGAAGCUAAGAAAGCUAGCCAACCGCAAAUGCUCAAACACGGCGACGUCCUCGCCAUCGGCUCCACCGUCCUCAAAGCCCACAUCCACCCCGAAUGGCCCUGCACCGACUGCCGCGUCACCUCCAACAACGUCGUCAGCACCGAGCCGCGCCCCAAAAAAGCCACCGCUUCCGUCAAAACCGAUCCGCCACCCUCACAGGACUCGACCAACAAUUCAGGCAACGCAACCGAUAAAACCGCCUUAGAGAAAACCCGACGCGCGGAACUUAGAAGACUCAAACGUGAAGCCCUAGGCGGGGACGCGAGCGCGGAUAAACCAAAGUAUAUUGACCGCGCGGCCCUACGGAGACAGAUGCACGGUCUUUCGGCUGAACCCCCGGCCGCCGAAAUCGGUUACGACACAGGUAUUGGGGGCAACUCCCCGGCCCCAUCGCGUGCACAUCAAUCAUCCUAUAACACACCACGACGCGCCUACGACGACCCAACACCGUAUGAGGACCCACCGGUCAUGGGCGUCGGGGGCAGGAUGUUGCAGAAGAUGGGAUGGACGGCGGGGCAGGGGCUUGGUGCGGCGGGGGACGGGCGGGUUGAGCCUGUUGCUGUUACGAUGCGGCAGAAUCGGGUUGGUCUGGGGAUGGAUCACGGGGCGAGUGAGACCAUGAAGGGGGGAGAUCGGCAUCAGCAUGGGAAGGAAACGCUGAAGCAGGCGACGAUGCGGAAGGCUAGGGAGAGGUUUUUGGCUAUGAAUGAUGAAUAA
Molecule: messenger RNA, 1065 nt
Organism: Fimicolochytrium jonesii
Lineage: Eukaryota; Fungi; Chytridiomycota; Chytridiomycetes; Spizellomycetales; Powellomycetaceae
Product: SMAD/FHA domain-containing protein
Exons: 3
Coding region: 1-1065 (354 amino acids)
Molecular function (GO): protein binding; nucleic acid binding
Source: RefSeq, a predicted model, not a curated record